AAGUAGCUCCAGGGCCCUCGGAGGCGCGCCGAGGGAAGUGGCGCAUGCGCUCUCGUUAACUUUGAGGGACAACGAUAGAUUUAAUUAUUUUUUUUAUUUUCCGCGGCGUCCGCUCCGCUGGCGUCGUUUCUCGCGUCUUUCUUCCCUCUGGGCCUCCAGUGGGGCUUGAGCUCCGCCGGCCGGCCCCGGCACAUCAAUAGCAUGCCCAGCCGUGCCGCACCUCAGGAGGUAGCAGCGGCAGCGGGGACUGCGGGAGCCGUGCAGCAAGAACGGGGCCUGACGGGCGCCUUUCCCUUGGUGCUGAAGAAACUGAUGGAAAACCCUCCGCGGGACGCACGCCUGGAUAAAGAGAAGAAGGAAAAACUUGAGGAAGAUGAAGCAGCAGCUGCAAGUACAAUGGCAGUUUCUGCCUCCCUCAUGCCUCCCAUUUGGGAUAAAACUAUUCCUUAUGAUGGAGAAUCUUUUCAUCUGGAGUAUAUGGAUCUUGAUGAAUUCCUGUUGGAAAAUGGAAUCCCUUCCAGUCCUGCUCAUCUGGAUCUGAAUCAGAAUCCCCUCCUGCCUGUGGCUGAACUGGAAGGAAAAGAACCUGCCACUGUUUCUGUUGCUACUACUCCACCUGCAUCAUCUUCCACAGUGGUUUUCAAUCUAUCAGAGUCUACCAGAAAUGCAGAAUCCUCUCCAGAUAAUGAAAGAUUGACUCCCAGCCCUGUUGAUCCAGAUUGUGUUGAGAUUGAUGUGAAUUUCAAUCCUGACCCUGUUGAUUUAGUGCUGUCCAGUGUGCCUGGAGGAGAGCUCUUUAAUCCUAGAAAACAUAAGUUUGCUGAAGAGGACUUGAAACCACAGCCUAUGAUUAAAAAAGCCAAGAAAGUCUUUGUCCCAGAAAAUCAAAAGGAUGAAAAAUAUUGGACAAGGCGGAAGAAAAAUAAUGUGGCAGCCAAGCGAUCUCGGGAUGCUCGGCGCCUAAAAGAGAAUCAGAUCACAAUCCGAGCUGCUUUUCUGGAGAAAGAGAACACAGCCUUGAGGACCGAAGUUGCAGAACUACGGAAGGAAAUGGGAAAAUGCAAGAACAUUGUCUCUAAAUAUGAGAGCAGAUAUGGAUCCUUUGACUUAUCUGAUUCCGAAUGAUGAUAAAGACUCUUAAAAUCACAAAGAAACUAAAAACUACACAUGAAACCCCCUGCCAUCAAAGUGAAUAGUGAGACAUAUGAGGUAUUCUACACAAACAUCUGAUGACGCUGCUUCUCUGCAAGUAUCUUCUUGAACUACCUAAGGGCUGAGCCUGAUGAAAAUACUAAGGUCUCUAGUUUUACACUUCGCUUUGUACUGCUCUUUUCCUUGCUGUGGCAAUUUGCAGUACAUUGUUUAUUUCUUUUCAACCAAUGUGGUAUUUGUGAUGCAGAAUAUAGCCUGAACAAGCUGUCGUUUUGCAAGAUAAUUCUUAGGAGGAAAGAACAAGUUUUAAUUGAAAAUCACUUCAGCUAAAUAAAAAAGUUAAAAAUUCUGUUUUAUUCUAGAAAAAAGGGUAUUGAUAUUGCCUCCAAACUUUGUUAAGUAAUAAUACUGUUGAAACAGAAAAUAUAAGAAAUGGACCAGAAUAUAUCCAAUAUCAAUAUCCAAUUCAAUAUCCAAUCAGUGAAAAAGCCAAGCAGCUUAAAAUGGACUGCAUAUUAUCAAAUGUUGGCAGCUGUUUUUGUCAUUCAUAAAUGUUGACAUUAGGGCUUCUUUCACUCAUGAGGGCCACAUUGAUCUGAAACUGGCCUGCCCCCGUGUCCUGUGGGUCUGCAGACCUUGAGAAACUAAGCUGAUUAACUGUUAACUCCUGUUGUGGAGCAAGAGGAAACCCUGCAAUAACUGUUUGUAGUGUUUCUUUGCAUGGUGGUGGUGGGAAGGGGAGACAGCAAGAUUUCCACUGUUGGAUCUCAUGCUGUGGAAAUUCUUCCUUACUGCUCCCAAUCUACAGGGUUUUUUUCAGGGGCAAUAUUACUGUUCCCUCUGGUUGAUAUGGGUAGUGGGCUGUCUGCCAUUUUUUGUGCCCUUCCACUAUUCUUCCUGAAGAAUGCAGGUCUACUUCAUGAUGGUUAGAGUAGAGUUUUCAGGACUGCUAUUUGGGAUAGGGUAGGAGAGAUGAGACCAGGUUUGUGCAAGCAUCCCAAGAUAUCUAAGUUAGCAUUUUUUCUUCCUGACGUCCGAUGACACUCUGGUGAGAUUACUGUGAUGAUGAGCUGAUGCAUUUUCACAGUAUGCUCUUUGUAAUAAAACGUAGUGUAGUUUGUCCUUGUUUUUCUAAACGUACUUUUAACUAUAGCUAUUUAAUAAGAAACAAGAAUUAUAAUUAAUAAAGGUCAGAUUAUGUAAGAUGCAAUAAUAUUGGUCCACAUUUUCUCUAUUUUACAUGGAGAUGGAGACAACUCAGUGUCUCAUUUUCUUUUAUCUCAGUGAAUCAUUUAGUUUGUACUAGCCCAUCAAAGUCGGGGUAGUUUUCUGGCUUUCUGAAUUGAAAAUAAUAAUAAUAAUGAAAUUAUUUAUCAUUUUUCUUUACAUUUCCUAAAGAAUUUGUGAACUUUCAUCAAAGUUUAAUUUAGAAUUAUAAUAUCACACAGAAUAAUGAAAUAUAAUUCUGAUACAUGGCUAGGAAGUUUUAGAAAUAGUUGAUAAACCACAUAGCAAAGGUUGAAUGAUGAUAUGAGAAUUACAACUCUGGAAAUUAGAGUUGUAAUCUACAUUAAAUUGUAGUGUGUCAAAAUAAUACAUAUUUGGAUGUAUUUAUUAAUGAUGAAUAUUCAGUUAGCGUUAUUUAAAAAGCAUAUAAAAGAUAAACAUUGCUUGUUUCUGGCAUAUUUCAAAAUGUAAAUAAAAGCUUACUCAGACUGAGCCCACCUCCUUGCAAUUUCAUGAAUAUAUUCACAGUUUUCAUGGUAGCAAUAUAGUAUAUUUUUUCAGCUUCUCAGGCUAGCUGAUAGACUUGGUAUUUCUUGGUAAUUUCCAGUCCUGACACUAACAAGAUUCUGAUGUCCAGGUCAACCAAGGUAGGCUAGAACUUGCCUUUCCUAAAAUGCAGGUUUGAUUGUUUCUAAUUACGGUAGUAAGCAAAUAAAGAUGCUAUUUCAAAUUCUAUGAAUGUGGACUGUACAAAUCUGAGAAAAUUGGUAUCAGUGAGAAAAAAUGAUCAUAAUAUCAAUCUUAUCUAAUGCUUGUCUAAAGACUGCUGCAAAUUCUAAUAACUUGCAUUUGGUGCCAGAUUUCUAAUAACUUUACUAUAACUUUACUUUACUACUAUGAUACAAAUGUAGCUUAUAAUAAUCUAUGUGUUAGAUAUUCAUUAAAUUUUCUGGCCAUAAUUUGUGAGGAUUUUAUGAAUAAACAACAUAAUACAAUCUAGCAAAGAUUGUAGGAAUAUGUCAAGUGACAUUGUAUAUAUUUAUGUAACUAAAAAUCUUCAGUAGCAGAAAUACUAUUAAUUAUUUAUGGCCUGCACAUAUAAGUCUUCAGUAGUGUAACAUACUAUAUUUGAAUACCAUGCUAUAAAAAUAUCUAUACAGCAGGAAAAUUGCAGUAUUUGACUUGCUUGUUUGUUGCUUGGAAGCCUUAUAAUCACUUUAUAUUUAAUUACAAAACUAUGUGAAAUUAUAUAACAAUUUCUGAAUUUUGUUAGAAACGACAUUGUCCUAAUUCAAUCCAACUCCCCACUCAAAAACAAAUUUAGGAAAAUUAAGAGAAAUUAAAUUAAGAGAAAAUGUAUAGAUUAUAAGCAUAAAUAGACUGACUAUCUUUUGUAACUCUUCAUCUUGGUGAUUCCGUUAUGGCAGAGAAAUAUAUUCUUAAUUUGCCCUAAUGCUUAGUAUUAUGUAUCCAAAUAAGUAAUGCAAAACGAAGGCAGUACAGUAGAUGUGAAAAUUCUUCUGUUCUUUAUAAACUGGUAUGAUCUCCAGUAAACAAAAGGAAAAGUUUAUGAGCAACAAUGAGUUUUGUAUGGGUGUUCAGGUUUUAUUCACCUGCCACUGAAUAGCCACACGUUAUAAAAUUUAUUCUAAGAAUUGGGAAAAUUCAUGAAAUAAUACAGGAAUCUAAGUGAUUUUAAGGGCAUUCUAGACAAAACUGCAAAACAUUUGUUAAGCAAGUUUGAAUGAAAAAUUCACCAAAUAGAGAAAAAAGUCCAUUUGUUUUACUUGUUUGGUAGGAAAUGUGUGUUUUAGAGUUUGCCAUACCUCUCAUGCAUUAUCUUUUUCCCUCAGCUUUCCUUAAGAUUUUAAAUGAAAGACUAAGAAAAAAAAAACAUUUAAAAACUCCUAGAUAAUGUAUGUCAUAGGGUUCUUUCUAUGUGAAAUAUUGCCAUUACAGAUUUUUUUUUUUUUGCGCUCUUUGUUAAAUACACUACCAGCUAGCAAAUAUUUGAGUUCCUUGUCAAAAGAGGUAUAGUGAUACUGGGAAUUUUAGCCAUCUCAUUUAGCCAGUUUAGCCAUUAGUUUCCUUUUGCUUUUUUACAUUCAGUAUCCAUUUGAAAACAAUAUUUUACCAUUUUGUCUAUAUCAUUUUAAUAACCAGAUACAUAAUAGUAAUUCAAUAUCAUCAAGCAUAACUCAUAACCGCGGAGAAUAACAUAUCCCUUUUUAAUUUUAUGCAUAUACCUAUUUUAACAUAUUUUUAAAAUUAUAAACUAAUAGUCUUAAAUAAUUGAUUUGAAUAGACAUAGCAUAGUAUUUAAAAAAAUGAAUAUUUGUGUGAAUCUUCUACUUUGGUUAGGCUUAAAGGAGAUUUUGCAGUUUUCUGUGAUCUCUGUACAGAUUUUGUGUGGAAUUUUGAUUGAGUCUCUCAGUUUGGUAUAAUUCAUUCAAAAAGUAAUUGAGACAUUUAUCUUAUGUUGUGAAUUCUGAAGCUUCUCAAAGCUUUGAUAUUUAAUCUAUGCUAUCUUUGUUGCCAUUUUGUAUGAUUGGAAAAAAUCAGAGAAAUUUGUGGCUUUUUAAAAAUACAUAUUUAUUGGCAUUUUUCCAUGUCCUUUUUGAACUAUAUUGUAUUGUGCUGCCUGGAAUAAUCAAGUAUUUUAGAUGUAGAAAGUGGAAGAGAAUGAGCAGGAAAGCUUGCAAAUAUAUUACAAAAA
Crotalus tigris (Tiger rattlesnake) is the source of this 5095-nucleotide messenger RNA. It is a transcript of the gene TEF, whose product is annotated as TEF transcription factor, PAR bZIP family member. The coding region runs from base 202 to 1125 and encodes 307 amino acids. The transcript has 5 exons. The record is from RefSeq and is a predicted model, not a curated record. Gene Ontology annotation, molecular function: RNA polymerase II cis-regulatory region sequence-specific DNA binding; DNA-binding transcription factor activity, RNA polymerase II-specific. Gene Ontology annotation, cellular component: nucleus. Gene Ontology annotation, biological process: regulation of transcription by RNA polymerase II. NCBI's taxonomy places the organism in Eukaryota, Metazoa, Chordata, Lepidosauria, Squamata, Viperidae.